Messenger RNA from Phaeoacremonium minimum UCRPA7, 552 nucleotides. RefSeq names its product putative pectin lyase-like protein. NCBI's taxonomy places the organism in Eukaryota, Fungi, Ascomycota, Sordariomycetes, Togniniales, Togniniaceae. The record is from RefSeq and is a predicted model, not a curated record. The transcript has a single exon. Gene Ontology annotation, biological process: carbohydrate metabolic process. Bases 1 to 552 code for a protein of 183 amino acids. Gene Ontology annotation, molecular function: polygalacturonase activity.
AUGGUUUUUCGCAACUUCUCCCGCACCGGUGGCGGCAUGGCAUUCGGCAGCAUUGGACAGUACGCUGAUGCGCCUGAUUAUAUCCACAACGUCUCCGUCAGCGACAUGGCAGUAAAGCAGCUCAUACACCCGGGAUACGGCGGUGCAAGUGUAAGUGGCGGUGCCUGUUUCAAAGAGUGUGUUGGCUUCUCCGCUGGAGUGCCUCCGCAAGGCGGUGGCGGCGGCACUGGCGAGGUGUCAAACAUCACGUUCACGAAUUUGAGGGUGGAAGUUGCGCAAGCUAUCUACAUUAACAAGUGCUACCAUAAGGUGGAUAUACAGGCCAACUACUGCGACACAUCCACUUUGGUGAUUGAGCAUCUCUCGUUUACCAACGUUUCUGGGACGGUGCAAGGGACAACUGGCAUUGCGUUGGAUUGCUCGCUAGCGGCUCCGUGCCACGAUCUUUCCUUUUUUGGUGUCGACCUAAGAGCGUCCGGAACGGACAUCCCAGCAAAGGUUGUAUGCGACAACGCUAUAAAUGUGACGGGUGUGACAUGUCAGGAAGACUAG